CUCCCUCCAGCUCGACCUCGCCGCUCAUGGGCUUUUCUCAGCCCUACAGCUCGAACAGACAACACACAAUUCCCAGGCACGCGACGCCAUAGUCACUAUCAAUCCACCUUGCACAGUGUUCAGAUUCCACAUUGUUUGUCCCUACGAGUAUUGUACCCAAGCAGAUCGAUUUGCGCCUCGGCCCUCGUUCCACCUACCGCCACCUGGGGUCCUUGCUCCCUUCCCCCUCCCACAACCUCAACCUCGCCCCUCGUUGCCUCCAGUUUCCCCAGCUUCCACUCCCUUAGGACCUUUAACGAUUCACCGCUGACUACUGACGCAUACCGUUCAUCAUGGAGAGCAACAACCAGGACUUCGACCAGUCCAAGUACCUCGACACGGCCAUCCGUGCGGUCAGGGAGAAGAAGCCCCUGCCUGAAAUUGACUUUACCCUCCAUACUAUGGAAGAUGGCACCCAGGUCAGCACUCUGGAGCGGGUUUGCAAAGAUGUCCAAGCGCCUGCCUUUCUACCCCCUACCCAAGAACAGUUCUUUUCGCCGCAAGACCGGAACAAACCAAAUCUACAAUUCCUUAAGCAGCAUUUCUAUCGUGAAGGUCGUUUGACCGAAGACCAAGCGCUAUGGAUUUUGCGCAAGGGAUCCGAAAUCCUAAAGUCGGAACCCAACUUGCUUGAGAUGGACGCUCCAAUCACUGUUUGUGGUGACGUACAUGGCCAAUACUACGACCUUAUGAAGUUGUUCGAAGUGGGCGGAGAUCCUGCAGAGACGAGGUACCUUUUCUUGGGAGACUACGUCGACCGUGGUUAUUUCAGUAUUGAGUGUGUCUUAUAUCUCUGGUCAUUGAAGAUUUGGUAUCCUAAUACCCUCUGGUUGCUGCGCGGCAAUCAUGAGUGUCGUCAUUUGACGGAUUAUUUCACAUUCAAGCUCGAGUGCAAGCACAAAUACUCGGAAGCUGUGUACGAGGCUUGCAUGGACUCUUUCUGCUCCUUGCCACUAGCAGCUGUCAUGAACAAGCAAUUCUUGUGCAUACACGGUGGAUUGAGCCCCGAGCUCCACACCCUGGAAGAUUUGAAGAGCAUUGACCGAUUCCGUGAACCGCCCACCCACGGCCUGAUGUGCGAUAUCCUCUGGGCUGAUCCGUUGGAAGAGUUUGGCCAGGAGAAGACGAAUGACUUCUUUAUCCAUAAUCACGUCCGUGGAUGCUCUUACUUCUUCUCGUACCCCGCGGCUUGCGCAUUCUUGGAAAAGAACAAUCUCUUAUCGAUCAUCCGCGCCCACGAAGCCCAAGAUGCUGGCUACCGCAUGUACCGCAAGACUCGAACGACUGGAUUUCCUAGUGUUAUGACGAUCUUCAGUGCACCGAAUUAUUUGGAUGUGUACAACAACAAGGCAGCAGUUCUCAAGUACGAGAACAAUGUUAUGAACAUUCGUCAAUUCAAUUGCACGCCUCACCCAUACUGGCUACCGAACUUUAUGGACGUGUUUACGUGGUCACUUCCUUUCGUUGGAGAGAAGAUCACGGACAUGCUCAUCGCUAUCUUGAAUACCUGCUCCAAGGAAGAGCUGGAGGAGGAAACUCCCAGCAGUCUCGCAUCCGGCCCCUCAUCGCCUCCUCUCACGAGCCCCAAUAUGGACCCAGAGUCAACGGAGUUCAAGAGACGUGCUAUCAAGAACAAGAUUCUUGCUAUCGGAAGACUUUCUCGCGUAUUCCAAGUUCUACGCGAGGAGGCUGAGCGUGUGACUGAGUUGAAGACAGCAUCCGGAGGCAGACUACCUGCAGGUACCCUCAUGCUCGGCGCCGAAGGAAUCAAGCAAGCCAUCCAUACCUUCGAAGACGCACGAAAGGUUGAUAUCCAGAACGAAAGGUUACCACCUAGUCACGACGAAGUUAGGAAGUCUCAGGAAGCGAGCCGAGAGCAGGCUCUCGAAAAGGCAAGCAAAGAGGCUGAGAAUGACCAAGGUCUCGCACGCGUGGCCAGAAGAAUCAGCAUGUCUUCAGGAGUUGGCCGCAACCCCAACGCUAGAAGCUGAUAACAGCAAAUCUUCGAAACGACGGCUUAAAUUGACGAGACGAUGAUUUCUGUAUCUCUUUUGGCUGGACAGAUUACUGAAAGUAGUGUCCAAUCGGUCGAUCAAUCGACUCAUAUACUGGCAGGGACUUGGUCCUAGAAGGCGCAAGGUAAACCUGUGAUGAAACGGCAGUAAUUAGGCUGGUCCUAGUCUUCGGACUCGACUUGGCAUAUACGAAAUGAAUAUUCUCAAUUCUUAGGGUGAACGCCCCACAGACCUC
Aaosphaeria arxii CBS 175.79 is the source of this 2289-nucleotide messenger RNA. RefSeq names its product serine/threonine-protein phosphatase 2B catalytic subunit A1. Gene Ontology annotation, cellular component: cytoplasm; calcineurin complex. The transcript has 7 exons. Bases 333 to 2030 code for a protein of 565 amino acids. The record is from RefSeq and is a predicted model, not a curated record. Lineage: Eukaryota; Fungi; Ascomycota; Dothideomycetes; Pleosporales. Gene Ontology annotation, molecular function: calmodulin-dependent protein phosphatase activity; calmodulin binding. Gene Ontology annotation, biological process: fungal-type cell wall organization; calcineurin-mediated signaling.